AUGAGGAGUCUGACGCCGUGUCUGCUCUUGCGACUGGCAUUCCUCUACUUCUUUGUUCAUUCUUGCCAAGCCAAAACGGUUACGCUUGACUUUAAUGUUACAUGGGUAAACGCCAACCCUGAUGGCCUUUCUGAGAGGAAGGUAGUCGGCAUCAACGGACAGUGGCCGCUGCCCAUCAUUGAAGUGGACAAGGGUGAUCAGCUGAUUGUCAACACCUAUAAUGGCCUUGGUGAUAAGUCAACCUCCAUCCAUUGGCAUGGAAUGUUCCAAAAUGGAACAAACAACAUGGACGGGCCAUCAAUGGUGACUCAAUGUCCUAUUCCGCCUGGAGCUUCAUACACCUACAAUUUCACUGUCAACCAAAAUGGAACUUACUGGUAUCAUUGCCACACCGAUGCCUGUUAUCCGGAUGGAUACCGUCAAGCCUUGAUCGUGCACGAUAACAGCUCAUACUUCCAUGACAUGUAUGAUGAAGAGUUCACGGUCACGGUCAGUGACUGGUAUCAUGACCUUGUCGAGGAUAUCAUGCCGUCAUUCAUCAAUCUGGCCAAUCCCACUGGUGCCGAGCCAAUUCCUCAGGCUUUCCUCUUCAACGAUACUUUGAACAGUAGCAUUUCCGUCGAACCUGGCAAAACAUACCUGUUCCGGUUGAUCAAUAUUGGAGCCUUCGUUGCGCAAUAUUUCUACAUCGAAGACCAUACCUUCCGCAUCGUUGAGAUUGACGGAGUGUAUACUGAGCCCACCGAGGCCGAUAUGCUCUAUAUCGCAGUUGCGCAGCGAUACUCCAUCCUUUUGACCACGAAGAACUCGACGGAUAAGAACUACCCAAUUGUGACAGUUGCCGACUCUGUCCUCUUGGACACUAUCACACCAGAGCUCAAGCUAAACCAGACAAACUGGCUUGAAUACAAUUCCAAGGCGGCCCAUCCCCAAGCUGUCAUGACCGUGGACGUCGCCUCAGACCUCAAUCCCUUCGACGACUUCACCCUGGUUCCCUACGACAAGGAGCCUCUGCUACCAGACGCCGACAUGACCAUUGACCUGACCGUCAUCAUGGACAACCUUGGCGAUGGAGCCGGCUACGCCUUCUUCAACAACAUUUCCUACACAAGGCCCAAAGUCCCAACCCUCUACUCCGUCCUCUCCUCCGGAAACCUCUCCACAAACCCCGAAGUCUACGGAGAAUACACACAUCCCAUAAUUCUGGGCCACAACCAAGUCGUAGACAUCGUCCUCAACAACGGCGACACCGGCUCCCAUCCAUUCCACCUUCACGGACACUCGUUCCAAGUGAUCGAGCGCUUCCCUUCAUACGGAGAGCACUUCUACGACUAUGCCGACGGUGACGCAGUCACCUACGACCCAUCCAACCACACUGCCUUCCCCGAAUACCCCGCAAGACGCGACGUGCUCGUUCUUCCUCCGCAGGGCUACUUCGUCAUCCGCUUCGUGGCCGACAACCCAGGUGUCUGGUUCUUCCACUGUCACAUCGACUGGCACUUGUCGCAGGGCCUGGCAGUGACGCUGAUUGAAGCGCCUGAGCAGUUGCAGGAGCGCAUGACCAUCCCCGCGGAUCAGUAUAAGGCCUGUGAUGCGGCUGGUGUGCAAUAUGAAGGAAACGCUGCUGGUAACACUGAGGACUACCUCGAUCUGACGGGCCAAAAUAAGCAGGUUCCUUGGUUGCCUGCUGGGUUCACUGCUAAGGGUAUUGUUGCCAUGGUGUUCUCUUGUAUUUCGGCGUUCUUGGGCAUGGCUUGCAUUUCUAUUUAUGGAAUGUCGGGUAUUCAGCAGAGCAAGAAGAAAAAUGAGGCCCAGGAUGCGGUGGUUAGCUCAGGGUCAUCUUGA
Molecule: messenger RNA, 1845 nt
Organism: Penicillium nucicola
Lineage: Eukaryota; Fungi; Ascomycota; Eurotiomycetes; Eurotiales; Aspergillaceae
Gene: fetC
Product: putative ferrooxidoreductase Fet3
Exons: 1
Coding region: 1-1845 (614 amino acids)
Biological process (GO): reductive iron assimilation; cellular response to iron ion starvation
Cellular component (GO): high-affinity iron permease complex
Molecular function (GO): copper ion binding; ferroxidase activity
Source: RefSeq, a predicted model, not a curated record